GAGCCGCUGGUGCGCAGGCAGGUCGCCGUCUCCGGCGGAGGCCGGGAGCUGCCGCUCUGGGUCUCGGAGCUCCCCGGCUCCCCGGCGGACAGCCGCGACUCCUACGGCAGCAGGCUCUGGCCGGCCGCGCGCUUCCUGGCCGCCCGCCUCGCCGCCGAGCCCGGCGCCGUCCGCGGCCAGGUGGUCCUCGAGCUGGGCUGCGGCAACGGGCUCUGCUCGCUGGCCGCGGCGGCCCUGGGCGCCGCCACCGCGCUCGCGACGGACUACAGGCCGCUGCCGCUGGCGCUGGCGCGGCACGCGGCGGACGCGCAGCUUGGGGCCGGCCACCGGCUCCGCACGGCCAUCUUCGAUUUCGCCGCGCCGGUGCCGUCCCCGCUGGCCGUCUCCCGGCUGCGGCGCGCCGAGCUCGUGCCGCCGCCCAGCGAGCCGCUGCCGCCGCACGACGUGCUGCUCGCGGCAGACGCCGGGUACUCGAAGGCGCUGGCCUGGAGGCUCGGCGAGCGGUGCCGCGAGUCGCUCUCGCGGGGCGGCCGCGUGCUGGUGGCCGACAGCCGCCAGAUGCCCGAGUGCCGCCUGGCACUCUCCGAGGCGCUCUCCGCGGGGGCGCCGGGGGGCGGCAGGGCCCGGCUCGAGCGGCACGCCUGCGCUGGGGGGGGCCCGGCGGUGUGGUUCCUG
Molecule: messenger RNA, 675 nt
Organism: Prorocentrum cordatum
Lineage: Eukaryota; Dinophyceae; Prorocentrales; Prorocentraceae
Source: the annotation of a GenBank genome assembly